AUGUCAGCACCACCACCAAGGGCAGCGCCAAAAGCCAACAGGAGAUCGAGGAAACGUAGGAGGAGACAAGCAUCCGAAUCUUCCUCUUCCUCCUCUUCGGACGAUUCUUCAAGUUCGGACGACGAGGUCGUAGCUCUUGAACCUGCAGUGCAGAAGAUCCAAAUAGACGGGGCAUCAUCCUCUGCCUCUUCUUCUUCAGGAUCAUCUUCAUCCUCCUCAUCGUCAUCUGACUCAUCGGAAGAUUCCGAAUCGGAGUCAGAGUCAGAUUCAGAGAUCGAUCAACCUAAGGCUGGACCAUCGACUUCGACCGCUAAACAACCCAAGAUACGCACGAGAUACCCCACAAAUUCACCCUCGCCUCCUCCGUCCGACAUUCCUUCUUUCUUGACCUCCAAAAUGAAAGGCAAGCGUACGAAUACCGAGGGAGAGGAAGAGAGGAGGCAGAAGUUCAGGACGGUCUAUAUGGAUAAACUUGUUGAAGGGUUCGGAGGGGAUUUGGAGAAGAUGAGAGAGGCUGAUCCGACGAUGGGUCCUAAGCGAUUACAACUCCUCAUUGACUCAUUAGCAGCUGGUAUCGACAUAUAUAGUGAUCCUCAGAAACAGUACGGAGAUAAGAAGGAUGAUGUGGAUGAAGUGGGUUUACUCAUAGGUCGAUAA
Molecule: messenger RNA, 657 nt
Organism: Kwoniella botswanensis
Lineage: Eukaryota; Fungi; Basidiomycota; Tremellomycetes; Tremellales; Cryptococcaceae
Exons: 3
Coding region: 1-657 (218 amino acids)
Biological process (GO): ribosomal large subunit assembly
Cellular component (GO): preribosome, large subunit precursor
Source: RefSeq, a predicted model, not a curated record